This is a messenger RNA of Trichophyton benhamiae CBS 112371, 1008 nucleotides long. RefSeq lists its product as uncharacterized. Gene Ontology annotation, cellular component: mitochondrial intermembrane space; cytoplasm. The transcript has a single exon. Gene Ontology annotation, molecular function: coproporphyrinogen oxidase activity. NCBI's taxonomy places the organism in Eukaryota, Fungi, Ascomycota, Eurotiomycetes, Onygenales, Arthrodermataceae. Bases 1 to 1008 code for a protein of 335 amino acids. The record is from RefSeq and is a predicted model, not a curated record.
AUGGAGAAACUGAUAAAAGAGCAACAGAAGCGCAUCAUCGACGAACUCUCCAAGAUAGACGGCAACGCAUUUACAAUAGAUGAGUGGGACCGCCCCAAUGGUGGAGGAGGUAUAUCGUGCGUCCUGCAGGACGGGAACGUGUUCGAAAAAGCUGGUGUCAACGUCUCAGUCGUAUAUGGAAAGUUACCUCGUCCCGCAAUUGAGAAGAUGCGCGCGGACCAUAAAUCCUUCGUCUCCGCAGAUGUCGAUUCAUUGGAUUUCUUUGCCGCUGGACUAUCGCUUGUCCUUCAUCCAAAGAACCCUAUGGCACCUACAGUUCACUUGAAUUAUCGAUUCUUCGAAACAUCUGACCCCAAGGAUGCUCUCAAUGGAAAGACAAACUGGUGGUUUGGCGGUGGCACUGACCUGACCCCAUCAUACCUCUUCCCCGAGGACUGUGAGCAUUUUCAUAAAACGAUAAAGGACGUCUGUGAUACGCAUGACCCGUCGUAUUAUCCAAAAUUCAAAGCCUGGUGUGAUAAAUACUUUUACCUCACGCACAGAAAUGAAGCUAGAGGCAUUGGCGGAAUAUUCUUUGAUGACCUUGAUACAGAAUUCAUUCGCCAGUCUUCGCCGGCCUCAGCCUCGAUAUCAGACAAAGAAGCACAGGAACGUCUUUUCUCUUUCGUCACGGAUGGUCUAUGUUCUUUCCUGCCUGCAUAUGUCCCCAUUGUAAAGAAGCGUAAGGAUAUGCCAUUUACAGAGCAGGAGAAGGAUUGGCAGCAGCUUCGCCGGGGGCGAUAUGUGGAAUUCAACCUUGUGCAUGAUCGGGGAACGAGCUUUGGAUUGCGUACUCCCGGCUCUAGGAUUGAGAGCAUACUGAUGAGCUUACCUCGAACUGCGAAAUGGGUAUAUAUGGACCCCGUGUCCGGGACAAGGACUGAUGGUGUAGAGUCCGAGGAUGUUGAGGGUAUGGAGAGGGAGAAGGAAUUGAUGGAGGUACUCAAACAUCCAAAGGAGUGGGUGUAA